UCGGCAGGCGGACUCUCAACCACCGCACCACCAGGAAAGCCCAGCAGUUCACCUUUUAGAGCCUCAGUUUGCUUACCUGAAAAUGGGAUGAUGGUAAUAUGUCCUCCAUCAGAUGGAAACAUUAAACAAGGUCCUGCACGGAGCUUAACAGGCACUUCACCUCCUGUGCGGACCCAGCCCUGUCCUGGACCAGGGCCCUCUCCUGGCUCCUCGGGGGAGGGGGGCUGAAAGCUUUACCUGAUAGCAAAGGGCUGGGGGCCAGGGCCACUGACAGGUCCCUGGUGUCCUCGUAACAACCCUGGUCCCACGUCAGAGGCCGCAAAGGCCCCCUAGCCUGCGCUGGUGUAGAGCUGCCCCGUCCACACAGCCCUUUGCCAGCGGCAAGUCAGGGUCAGGAGGACUUCCUGGUGGGGCCCGGCCUCCGGGACGCUGUGCUCGGGGCUCACAGGCCAGGGCUUCCCGCGUGGCCUUGUCCAGGUGCUCUGUGCCCAGUGGGGCCAUCCAGCCUCACGGCCAGCACGCUCUGUCACAACGCCGGGGCACCUGCCCCAGGCAGCCCUCGAAGCCCUCCGGGGGAGCAGCCUGGCCCAUCUCUCCACCUCUCCCCCAGGAGAGAAAACCCAAUCCCCACUGGGACAGCGGCCUCCUGGGAACCCAGACCCCAGGCUUGGGAAGGGGCGCCUUGUUUCCUGGCGGCUUUGCUCCAGAUUUCAGGAGAUCCAUUAUCAUGCAAAGUGUUGUCACGGAAACCCAGCUGCUGGGACUACAGAGGGUUGGGUGGGCAGCCCCAGCCUGGGAUGGGGGGUGGGCUUCAGGUCUGACAGGGAAGGAGGAGCCAGCAGCCAGUGGCUGCCCUGCUCCAGAGGGGUGGGGCGGGGGGAGUGAUGCUGGGGCCAGACGGCCUGUGUGUGUGCUCGCGCUUGUCUGUGGUCAGACGCGGUGCUGGGGGGACCUGACCAGCCUUCGCCUUCUCCACCUGGUUCCUGGCGGCUCAGCCAGUCCCACGACGGGGGACAGGUGCGUGCUGCUGUGAGAUGCCUUACUUGGGAGCAGCUCCCGCGGCUCGGUAGGGGUGGGAGGUGAGAAGGGGGGAAAGAGGCACUCCAUGUAGUGUCCCCACGGUGGGCAACUCCGCCCAGUCCUGCCAGGUCCUCCGCGGGCCGUGCUGUGGGGAGCGCGCCCCGGAGCUGUCCUGGUCAAGGGGCCGGGCAGCCCGGCUUUCCUUCCCCACCCCGUCCCUGCGUCGCCAGCGGGGCUGCUUCCAGGGCACUGGCUCCCGGGAACCUGUCUGGCCCGGCGCAGUCAGACCCGCCCGCCAGGCACGUCCGUGGGUGGCUGACAGCAUGCACCCGAUCCCCACCUGGAACCAGGGCCUCGGCCGGCGCUUCGGGACCUCCCACGCUGGGAGCCGCCGCGCCUGUGGAGCACGGGGUGCCGGCAGGUGGCCGGCAUCGGCCCACGAAGUUCACGCACGUGCGGAGGAGCUGGCUGUGGGGACCACGGUGUAGCCACAUUAGCACAGCCGCUGGGGUCAAGGGGCACAUGAAGCCCCAGUGGUCAGGGCUUAACCCCAGCCCUUCUCAGCCCUGACUUGGGUUACCCUUACUCUUGGGUGCCUUAAAAGAGAACCACUCGUAACUGCUGGGCAGGGAAAAUGACCCAGCGACUCGAAAACCACGUGGCAGUUCCCUUUAAAACUAAAAAUGGGCCUCCGUCAGCCUGGUGACCGCACUCCUAGGCGCCCACAACAGAGAAACAAAGUCUUGUCUUCGUGCAGAAACUUGUACGUGAACAUCUGCAGCAGCUUUAUUCGUAACACCUCCAGCCUGGGAACUGCCCCGGGGUCCCGUGGGUGACAGUGGGUCCAGCUCAGCCCUGGGCGGGAGCCCCCGCAGACCCAGCCCUGCGACGGCAGGAGGACGCCAGUCUCCAAAGGGCGCCGGCCACGCGAUCCCACCCGUACAACCCCGUGCAGCCACGUCCUCACACAGAGGGGGGCAGAUCCGUGGUGGCCGCGGCUGGGGUGCGGUGGAGGGAGGAUGUGGCUGCCGGCAGGGGAGCAGCCGGGAGCCUCCUCGACCGUGGGGCGACACGGAGCCGCACACGGCAUAGAACCGCAUCGAGCUGCACGCUCACACACACACUCAUACACACGUACACCCUAACACACACACACACACACACAGACACACAUACACACAGCAGAGCAAGCAUCCUGGAGCGGGGUGCUGAGGCGGGGCCCCGGCUCACCAGCAGCUCACAGCCCUCCCCUCGGCCUCAUCUCCUCGGCAGACAAGGGCGGGCGGUCAGUCAAAGGGAAGCCAUGCCAUCCAGGUCCCGACUGGCUCCUCCCGCCUGUCUUCCAGCUGUGGCUGAAGGGCGAACCCCAGCUCAGCCCCCUUCUGCGAUGGACGUGAAGGCCCCCAAGGGGUCCCACCAGGGUAAGAAGAGUAAGAACAGGACCGAGGAGAAGUUUGCCAGGAAGUUUCCGUACAGGUUUUCCUGGCUGACGGAAACCAACGCGGAGCCCCUGCAGCCCUGGGAGGUCACGAAGACGAGCAGCUCGCUGCGGGAGCAGCUGCCCCUGCAGAAGACGUUGGUGCCCACGAGGUCCGUCCCGGUCAGAGGGCUGGGGGCCCCGGAUUUCCCUCCACUGUCCGGCCUCCGGCCGCCACCGUCACCACCAAGCAACGUCUGGGAGCUGGUGCUGCUGAGCCGCCGCUUCCCCGGGUCCGCGCUUCCCCCCACCGGCCGAUGCCGCCCGCCCCCGCGGGGGCCCCUCCUGGAGCCCAGCUCUGCGCCGCCUCUCUCUCGGCCACCCGUUCCCCGGGCGCUCAGGGCAGCGGCUCCGGGAGCUCCCUUCAGGCUAAGGUGACCUGUGGGGAGGCGGGCAGCCCUGAGGAGCCCCGGAAAGGUCGCCCCGCGAAUACACGCUGCAGGUUCCCACCCCCUUGGAAGGUCGUCUGCAUGUCCGGCUGUGUGUUCUCAUCCAUAAAAUGGGGUGACGGUCAAUUCUGCAGCGUGUGAAUAUCAUUUCCAAGAAUCUACCCCAAAGCUAUGCUCACACACGUAAGUAAAGAUGUUUGGACGAUGAUAUUCAUUCCAGCGCCGCAGGAAAUAGCAAGUGAUUGGAGGCCACCUAAAUGUCUGUUAAUGGCGGCUUUCAAUCGUGCCACGGCUGCACCGCGAAGCAUUAGACAGGCGUUAGAAAGAAGCAGCAGCCCUUUACAUGCUGACCUGGAACAAUCUACAGAGGACGUUCAGGUAUUUUUUUAGAGCACAGCAGGGAGUGUCUAAAAUGCUGCCAUCUGUGUAUAUUAGAAAGCGGUGUGUGGGUGUGUGCAUGUAUGAGCGUGCACGUGUGCGUGGGCAUGUGCACGUGGGUGCGAGUGUGGAGCAGGUAACUUUUGGGUAGAAAAGCUGGGGACUUGGAGACGGGCAUACCGUUUUCUAAAUGUUUACUGCGUGAACCUAACAACCUCGUUGUGGGUGUUUUACAACUCUAAAGAGAAGACUUGGGGAAUGGAAGAGGGGCUCCCGGCCCGCUGCAAUCCAGCCUGCGGACUCCCCUGGCAUUCGCAGGAGCAGCAUAUGUGGGAGGGUGGCGGCUGAGCAUGUAAAGGUUGCCCUCCGUUCUAGUAAGACAGGGGCUAGGACGUCAUCUCGGAGCCUUGGGAAAGCACUCAGACUGGGACCCUCACUGUAGCCCUCCCCCUGGGAGAGAGAAGGGGGUGGGGACCCUGGGGAGGACCAGGGUGGCCGCCCUUAGCAAUGUGGACAAGUGUCCAUCUCUUUCCAAUAGAUGUUUGGUUGUUUCCACUCUUUGCUGUGGUGGGUGAGGCUGCUCUGAGCCUUCCUGUCCGGUCCUGUCCCCUGGCACGUUGUCUCCAGAGAAGACUUGCUGGCCAGAGUGCCCCUGAGCACCCACCCUCACCUGCAGGCACCACACUGUUUCCCGAGGGUCCCUCUGCACGUGGCCAUGAGCAGCUGACAGACAGAGGCUCCUUCAGCCCCACCUCCAGGCUGCACUGGCUGUGGCUCCAGAGCGUUUAGGAAACGGAGCUGGAGGGCGCGUGGGGCAAAGCCGGUGGUUCUGUCGUAGAAAAAGCUCAGCCAGUCCCCUGAAUCCAGUCCUAAAAUGUGCUGCUCGUCAGGGGCUCCUCCCCUGCGAGUUCUCGCUAAAGAGAGAACGUUUAGGGAGUAAGGAACUCUCUGUUGGUCUCGAUGUGUGCUGAGCGUUCGUACAUGAGGUCCUCAGAGAAGAAAACGAGUUUUGGGAAGCACCUCACAGACAACGCGCGACACGCUGCAUGUCUGACAGCAGGAGAGGCUGAGCAGGGUUCUCGGUGCAAAGUCACCCCACGGACCAGAGAAAUGACCACGGUGGCCCGUGUGGCGCAUGGGGCGUGUUGCCAGAGUGCAGGGGCAGCCGCCCAGACCUCGAUUGUCCUGGUGCCCUGAGUGCCAGCAGAGCCAAACGCACAGCACAGGGCUGAGGACUGCUCCUAAGGAGGAGGUCGCGGGUGCCGGCCCGCCUUCCAGGAGUUUCUCCUACAGUCACACGCGUGCGUAGGACCAGGUGUGUGCAAGGACGCAGGUGUGCCUAAAUGCCUAUCGCUGAGGGACCAGUGAAAUAAAAGCAAGUCUGCAGUGGGCAGUGGAUCCUCCCCAGAGCGGGUCUGGAGACAGGGAUGUGGAUGCAACUGGUUCAGUUGGGGGGAGGUUCCAGGAAGCGCCACCGAACAGCAGGGAGAGCCUCACCGCAGGCACCUGGGGCUGAGUCCCGGGAGGCCUCGUGCAGUUUCCCACCUGAGGGGCAAAAGCUGCAGGGCCGGUCCCCUUGUUCCACCAGACGGGGCUGACGGCUUUUCCCUGGAAGCAGGCACUUCGAAGGGCGCUCCCUCU
This is a messenger RNA of Delphinapterus leucas (beluga whale), 4905 nucleotides long. It is a transcript of the gene C10H3orf22, whose product is annotated as chromosome 10 C3orf22 homolog. The record is from RefSeq and is a predicted model, not a curated record. Lineage: Eukaryota; Metazoa; Chordata; Mammalia; Artiodactyla; Monodontidae.